Myxocyprinus asiaticus (Chinese sucker) is the source of this 5165-nucleotide messenger RNA. Its product is annotated as cytoplasmic protein NCK1-like. Lineage: Eukaryota; Metazoa; Chordata; Actinopteri; Cypriniformes; Catostomidae. Gene Ontology annotation, molecular function: ephrin receptor binding. The transcript is spliced from 6 exons. The coding region runs from base 524 to 1669 and encodes 381 amino acids. The record is from RefSeq and is a predicted model, not a curated record. Gene Ontology annotation, biological process: positive regulation of translation in response to endoplasmic reticulum stress; negative regulation of endoplasmic reticulum stress-induced eIF2 alpha phosphorylation; negative regulation of PERK-mediated unfolded protein response.
GUUGUGGUUGAGCUUUAUUGCGGUGAUGGUUGCAGCUUUGCUAAGACAGCUGUAGACCUCAUUUGUUUCGGCUUGCAGUGAGCGCACUUUUUUCCUCUUGAAUACGCGGCUUGGUAGUAACACAUUUUCAGGGUGGUGAACCCUAGAAUUGGUUAAUGGAGCAAGAAGUGGGAUUACUUGUUGAUCAACUAAUGUUUCAGGGUGGAAUAAUAUGAAGAGAUAGGACGGGACAUAGUGGCACGGGACAGUCCUCUGACAACACUGGGAAACAUCACUAAGAAGAGCUUGAGUUUUACGGAUAAGGUCUACCUUGGAUCACUCAACUAAGAUAUCCACAGCUUUGAUGCAGCACUGCACAAAAUCUACAGGACAACCAGAAUAGUGUGAUUCCUGAACAACUGGCUCUACAGCACAAAACAAACAGCACUUCCUCCCAAAUGAAUGACUCCAGGGUUCCUGUUCAUCCUGGAAAACCUGGAAUUUUCCAUGCAGUUUUCCAGUCAUGUGUUGAAACAAAUCCAAGAUGACGGAAGAGGUGAUUGUCAUCGCCAAGUUUGAUUACAUGGCCCAGCAGGACCAGGAGCUGGACAUUAAGAAGAACGAACGUCUCUGGCUUCUGGACGACUCCAAGUCCUGGUGGCAUGUCCGCAACGCUACUAACAAGACAGGCUUCGUGCCAUCGAACUACGUAGAGAGGAAGAACAGUGCCAGGAAAGCAUCAAUCGUCAAGAACCUCAAAGACACUUUAGGGAUCGGCAAGGUAAAACGGAAAACAGGCAUGCGUGAAUCAGCCUCCAACUCGGACACAGACUUCAAUCCGGACAGCAGUGAACGUCUAUACGACCUGAACCUUCCUGCCCUCGUUAAAUUCAGCUACACGGCCGAGCGGGAAGAUGAGUUGUCGCUGGUUAAGGGCACGAGGGUCAUAGUUAUGGAGAAGUGUAGUGAUGGCUGGUGGAGGGGGAGCUACAACAGUCGUUCGGGAUGGUUCCCGUCCAACUAUGUGAUGGAGGAUGCUGAUGGAUCGGCAAGCAAUGACUCUGCUGGUCUGUCAGAGAAAUUAGCUGCAGAUGUUCAUAGCACAAAUGGCAAUCGAGUCCUGCACACAGUACAGGCACUCUACCCGUUCAGCUCAGGCAACGACGAAGAGCUUAAUUUCGAGAAGGGGGAGGUAAUGGAUGUUGUAGAGAAGCCAGAAAACGAUCCAGAGUGGUGGAAGUGUCGCAAAGCCGACGGGCAGAUGGGACUCGUGCCAAAGAACUACGUCACUGUUCUGCAGGAAUCACACAACUCUGCUAGCAUGGCCGGGCCGCCCACACCUGACUGUGACUACAUUGAGCCUUCAUCCAGCGGACGUUUUGCAGGCAAGCAGUGGUACUACGGGAAGGUGACACGUCAUCAGGCAGAGGUGGCACUCAACCAGAGGGGCACAGAGGGAGACUUUCUUAUACGAGACAGCGAGUCCUCACCCAAUGACUUUUCAAUAUCGCUGAAAGCUCAGUCCAAAAACAAGCAUUUCAAAGUCCAGCUGAAGGACAACAUGUACUGCAUUGGACAGCGCAAGUUCAACACAAUGGAAGAGCUGGUGGAACACUACAAAAAGGCACCCAUCUUCACCAGUGAACAGGGUGACAAACUCUACCUGAUCAAGGCUCUUGCUGCCUCCUGAUUCCAGUCGGAAAACUACCCAGUUGACAAGGACUGUACAUCUGAACGAACAGACAGACUGGGAAAAUCAAGCAUUCCAUGAAAGAGAGGUACAGGGAAAGACAGACAAUGGACUCCUGUUUAUUCGCACAGAAACUCGCUCCGAUUUCAUUGAGGGACACACCCAAUGUGUUUAGAUCACAGGUGAUGCAAUGUAUUUUGAUGUCAACAUGUAUUAGAAUUACAACUAGGUCUUCUUUUGUUAAUAUAUCAUUGGUUAUUUUUAACUGUUCUUUGGAGUUUCUGCUGUUAAAAUCCAGACAGCUAAGGAACUUCGUUCAACAUCUUUCAAAGGUCUUGCAUAUUGUCUGUUUUCUGCCUGCAUUGCUUGAACUACGCAAAAUGGAUAUUGACUCUAUACCUAUUAUAUUUAUUAGGAAUCAAUAUUUUUGCAAAAUGCUCACUCAGUAAAACCGAGUGACCAAAACGUACUUAUUGACAAGGAUUUUUACCAAUAUUCAGAAUUCCAAUUGAGAGAUUAGGCUAUCAUUGUGGGAUGAAUCUUGAACUGUAAUCGAAAUAGGAAGUGACCGCAUGUUUCCAAUUAAGUCAAGCUUGAUUUAAGCCCUAAGAUGCUUCAGUUAUUGCCAAAGUAGUCUAUAUGAGGGUGACCUGUAUAUACUAUUAAAUAACAGAAAUACUACUUCCCUGACAAUUGAGAUUGUUGCCAAAUGUAGCGGUUUGCUACCAUUGUCAUCAAGCCUUGUCAAUGUGUCAUAAUUCUUUUAUCACACAUCUUGGAAACUCUUGUCAGAAUUCAUACUAUGCCAUUAAUAUGAGCUUUCCCCAUUUGGAAGGGCUUGGCUGUGAUUGCUGUGUCCUACUAGACAAUUAUUUGAAUGAACGCAGAAGUUUGCGCAAGGUUGCAGAUUCAAGCCUGAAUUGCGAUACUAUAGCUGAAGAUUCCAGAUAGACCUCACUGGUGCACAUCACAGGUCUUUUAUGAUUCAGUAUUUUACCAAUAAAAUUGUCUUUUCUGUUCAAGGCUACAAUCCGUUUGCCGUAGCAUGUGUGUCUUUGUGUCGUUUUCGUUAUCAGUGGUUUGAAGCUUUAUCAGGUAUGUUCCUUUGUUUUGCAGGGCACUCAUUUGGUUGACAAUAGCUCACGUUUGCAGAUGCACAGAUGCAUAUUGAAGCUCUGAGGGUAAAUUAAAUUCCAUUAUACAUAAUUUGAUUUGCUUUUGCUCAGCGUGAAAGCAUUGUGAGCUCAGGGUUCAAGGAACAACCUGCUUCGCCUGGCAAUCAAGGUCAGCCGCGCUGCUUCCAUAUACAUCAGGUUGAUAAACUGCUGAGAGUGUUGAGAGAUGUUCCAAUUGUAUAUGUAAAACCAGGAAGAUAUGGAUGUUUGUGGAGGAUCAAGCAUGGGAGAGGACGCCUCCCUGGGCACGUUUCUGUUUUAACUUGGAACAACAUUGAAGUUCCUUUGUCAAGACUCGAGGAGGGUGAUCUGGGCUCUCCUCCAGGGGACCAUCACAAUGACAAUGAUUACUUCCCCAGAUGCUUGGAGCCAUACUGGGGGCGAGAGUUGAGGAAAGGGGAUUUUUUGGGGAGUGUAUGGAAAAAUUGCUGAAGCAUGCAGACAUUGGUGCUGUGAAUAUUAAGGUUAGUGUAGAAAUAUGAGAUUACUGUCAAUAAUGUGAAGCUCAAUGCACGGAAACAAAGUAGAUUUUGUUGUUUAGGACAGUGGUUCUCAACUGGUUUUGCUUCAGGACCCAGAUUUUCACCUUGGAAAGCAUUGGCGACCCAACACGGUAACAAACAUAACCCAUAUUUAAUUUAGUCUAAGUCUUACAUAGUUAAGAUUUGUUUUAGUUUUUUUGGGUCCCAAUCCACAAGUUGAGAACCACUGGUUUAGGAUGGGGAUUUCUGACAUAGUCUUACCAUGUAGCUUGUGCUUAAUGUGCCUUCAUCUGUUGCCGGAACCAAAGCAUAGGUGUACGCUAUUUAAAGAUAGACAAAUUAUUUGAGUAUUGUUUUGCAUGUGCGCAAUGCAUCCCUGAUAUGUGGCUUUUGUGAGUGGACCAUGUCUUGGUCAAGCAAACUUCCAGUUGGGGAACAGAUUGUGUUUUUAAGCCUAUUGUUGAUUUAUUUUAUUGAAGUGACCUUACCGUAUAGACCUUGGUCAGGAUAUACAGCGUUUAAUUUGUCACAAAUGGAAACAAAGUUGUGAUUGAUAGAAGUACUGCUCAUUUAGUGGGUUGUACUGUUUACAGUGAGCGCAUUUACAAGUACAGCAAUACGCUGAUAGAUAAAAUCAGCUUAUUCAUGAAAGCCAACAAUGUAAGAAACCUGUGUGUACAUGAGGUUUGAAAUCAUUGGAUUAUUCUCUGCUUUUGACAUCAAAAUGCAAACGGACAUGCGCACAUUAGAUAAGCCUGUCAGAAUGCCGGUAAAGGUGCUUUACAUGCAACACAAAAAGGGGGUAAUGAAGUCUGUGUGCCAAUUUUUGUUUUUGGUUUAACCGUUUUUAACAAAAUUUCUGAUAAACCAUUAAAGGCGUUUACAUGACCUUACACGUUGUCGGCUGAAGUAUAAUUUAUGGAAGAACAUGCAUGUAUACAUGCUUAUUGAAAAUACAUCUAUGUAAAGAAUUUCCACUGGACCAAAAAACUCUAGUGAACUAGUGAACCUAUUAAACAGACUGUACUUCUGUCCCUCACAGCCUUGUUUUCAUUAGCAUCAAAUCAAAUAUGCCAUCUCUAAACUGACUAGAGUCAGUAGCCCCAGCAAACAUUAGCAUCCGCAGUGGAUUCAGUUGGAGUAUCCCUGUAUUGUAGAAUUUUUUUUAUAAUAAUUCGGCUUAUGAGGAAUAUUUAAGGUUUCUAAAAGAUACUUAUGAGUCAAUCAUGAUCACUUAACCAACCAACCAGAUUUUAUUUUUGUGGCUAUGACCAAACAGCUUUGCUGUCCUUUCUUUUAGGAACAUUACCAAAUGGACAGCCUUUGAGUGUUAAUAGGUUUUGAAUGCUUGUGUAGACUGAAAUCCUAAUUUGCGUCAAGAUUGUCCAUCUGUGCAUCUAAUGCAACCAUUAAAGUUGCCACGCUAGGUGUAUUUUAAAUGCAAGGACCAUUGCGUAAUGGUAUUUUGUCUUGUGAUGUACAAAGUUUUGUCAUUCUUGGUUAAAAUCUUGAAUUUUGAAUCAAAUUAACCUGAAACUUGGAAUAUUGGAAAGCAGUGCUUGGUAAUUCCACCAGCUUAAGAUAAAAAAAGGAGUAAUUCAAGACUGGAUUUUCCUAUGAGAGCUGCCUUCGUGGAUUCACAAAGCUGAAUGAACUGGGCUGCAUCACUGACCUUGUUUGUUUAACCUAAUUUUGUCUGGACUAUGAGUGAACUGAGUUUCAGCAGAUCUGGGCCUUGAGGUGCUGUAAAAAUGAUGUGUAUGCUCACUGUCUCCAGUCUCGAUGAAGAUGUAACAGGAGUUUGACAUUUCAAAGAAAGAAAUAAACUACACAAAUCAA